AGCUUAUGCUUGGCAAUCAUCCUCUCCAGAAAGAGUCAUACAUGGAAGAUACACAUGCAUUCAUUCCUGUGAAGCCGAGUCCUAAGGUCCUGUGCAUGCUGAAUGGAACUAUUUCGUAUAAGGAUCCAUUCACCCCUGUGAAUCAAGUAACUGAUAAGAAGACCCCAAGGGUCCCAGAGACAUAUCUGGGACUCUCAAUGUAUACUUCCUUUGCACAUGGAAAUAAGACAGUAUUUUCACACCCUAAUUCUCCAAAGACGACUAAGGAGAAAUUUGGGUUUUUGAAUAAUUUUAGUGACAUUGUGUCCACUCCAAGAACAUUCGGGUUACUUUCAGAAUACGAAAGAGGUCUACUCUCUAAACCUGGGGUUAUCGAAUACUCAAAAGUCUCAAAUUUUGUGAGAAAUAAGAGAAUCAAGAGCAUCGUUGAUCUUAAAUAAGCGUCAGGCUAGAAUCAGGAUGGAUAAAUGGGAGGGAAGCCUCAGAGGCAAUCUCAGGCCUAAGACUACUAAUUACCUUCAGAAAGUACUUGAGAAGGAAUCUUAUGAAAAUAAUAUUGAAAAAUAGCAUCCUACUCGUUCACAAAGGAAUCAAGAAUGAUUUUCAGAAUUCUAUAAAGAAGAACAAUAGCAUUAUCAUCGACUUGACUGGAGAUAAAAAGAGGAAAAUAGUUCAGAGGAAAGACCAUAGAGAAGCCAAUACCUCCCUCAUGGCGGAGAGGUUGGCUCCAGAAGUGGAGCAAAGACACUUUAGUCAGCCCCAUUCUCCUCGUGAGAAGAGCAUUACAGGGGUUUCAAAGAACAAGUACGUAAUUGGUAGAGGAAAGAAAGCGUCGAUAAAAUUAGUGAAAAAUAAUCACACGCUAGGAGGAAAUACACAGUUUCCAAAGGAUACAAUCUCAUCUAUUGAAAAAUACACAAUCAAAAGAGAGAAUAAUUUGUCUAAAACCCAAAAGAAUAGGUACCAUCAGCGUCGGAUAGAUAACUUUUCAAAAGAAUAUGAUAUCGACCAUACCUUUGGUAAGGUAGAUGCAGGAGUUGGACCUGGUAGUUCUACCAAGAGGAAAGCUUCUGCAAGCCAUAUCAGCUCGAAUAAUUAUGAUGAAACUUGCACAAAUCUUGGGAAUGAUUUUUCAAAUGAUGAGUCCAGUAUCCACGUAAAUGAUCAUCGGAGAACGAGUAAUAUCAAUACUGAUUAUUAUGCAAAGUCUAAUCUUGGGAGUCCAUUAAACCCAUUAAACAAGGCUUACAUCACCGUUGGUUCUCCAAAGUAUCUACUUCCUGUGUCUAACAAGCGAUCCUUUGCUAAGAAGAUGAAAGAGGAGGAUAAUCCAAACCAUCGCAAUACCAAAAGUGCUGGUAGAUUUACGAUCAUCAAGAAUGUCUGUAAAAUAGAUUUUCCUGAAGAUCAGGACUAUCAAAAUAGGGAGAAUUCCUUCCUAUCAAGGAAGAAGAAAGUGAGAGAUUUGAAUAAACCAAGAUUCUGGGUUUCCACAAAGAAGAACCCAACUGGAAAGAACCAUGUUUUCCAGUCUAGUGGCCUUUACGAAAGCUUCAAGCUAGAGAAGUACUUGGCAGAGCAGACUGAAAAAGAGGAGCAGUUCACUAUAUCAAAUAUAAAGCCAAAGAACCGUAAAGACAUGUUCUUCAACAAGAGAAAGCAAAAGGUAGUCCCUCCCAACAAGGAAGGCAAGAAGAUCAAUGAGAGAGAGCGUCGGAUCAAUGACGCUAAACGGAAGCAGAACUCGGUCAGUCAACCUGACCCAAAUGUUAUCCUGCUGCAACGCUCUGUUGCUAAGGACAAAUCGACUAAGAUAGUCGCUAAUGAAGAGUUUCUGAAUUAUGACCUGAAAACUUUCCAUGUGAAGAAGUCCAAACUUGAUUCAAAAGAAAGCAUUGGAAGCCAAAAUAUGGACUACGGCUCCUUCACUGAGCAAAAAAUGGAAGGAAGCGUCAGCAGUCCAGCUAGGACUCGAGAAGAAGCAGUAGAAGAUUAUAGACUCGAGCAAAGAUUUUUGGAUGAUACUCAACCUAUUAAAAUAGAAGACGAUAAGCCUGAACCAAAGCCUAAACCUAAAAAGAAACUAGGCUAUAUUCAGGAAGAGACAGCAGAGAGUGUUAGUUCAGAAGAAGGCAGGGCAAGACAAAGGAGUACCUUGCUAAAGAAUUCCUUGGCUAGUAAAGUCAGGACUUCUGCCACUAAAUAA
Molecule: messenger RNA, 2206 nt
Organism: Moneuplotes crassus
Lineage: Eukaryota; Ciliophora; Spirotrichea; Euplotida; Euplotidae
Source: the annotation of a GenBank genome assembly